UAACAAAAGGCAGAAUUGGUCAUCUAAUAUAAGAAAGUUUAUUGGUCAUGAAGUAGUACAUACAAGUAGUACUCAUCAAUUAUUUCCUACUCGUUAUUAUUGCUUGCAAGUAGUAGAGCAAUAACCUUUUUUCCUUUAUCUCCUUACAACAAGCUUAAGUGUUCAUAAUAUUUGUUUUUUAACUUAAUUAAUUAGCAAUUAAUCAUCAUGGCCAAGUCUUGUUCUAGUGAAAAGAACAAUAAUAAUGGAUUGAAGAAGGGUCCAUGGACUCCGGAGGAAGAUCAAAAACUCAUUGAUUACAUUCAGAAACAUGAGCAUGGCAAGUGGCGAACCCUUCCUAAGAAUGCAGGAUUAAAGAGAUGUGGAAAAAGUUGCCGGCUAAGGUGGGCUAAUUACUUGAGGCCUGAUAUAAAGAGAGGAAGAUUCUCAUUUGAAGAAGAAGAAAUGAUCAUCCAGUUACACACUGUUUUGGGAAACAAGUGGUCUACAAUUGCUGCUAAUUUACCCGGAAGAACAGAUAAUGAGAUUAAGAAUUAUUGGAACACUCACAUCAAGAAGAAAUUGUUGAAGAUGGGGAUUGAUCCAAUAACUCAUAAGCAAUCCAAGAGGAAAAGUACCUAAAUCUUGUGAAUUGGGAAAAGGAAACACAGAAAACAAGUUCCGCUCUUUUCCAUCUCUCUCAGGAAAUUCAUCAAACACAUGGUAAGCAUAACAAUACUGAAGCGAGACAAUCUCUCAAGCAUGUUCCUCCAACAACAAUAACAACACAACAAUAGUAACAUUAAGUUGCAAGUCUCUCUUUGCACAAUUCUCAUAUAGAAAAUUUAGUCAAUAGCCAAACCAAGGCAUGCCAAGUUGAUAAUAUUCCUACUUCUGUAUCAAUGGACAAUGAUGAUGAAUAUUAUCAACAUGAUAAGAGACACACAUACCUGUAAUGCAGAAGACAGUACCACUAAG
Arachis ipaensis is the source of this 957-nucleotide messenger RNA. RefSeq names its product transcription factor MYB102-like. The record is from RefSeq and is a predicted model, not a curated record. Lineage: Eukaryota; Viridiplantae; Streptophyta; Magnoliopsida; Fabales; Fabaceae.